Molecule: messenger RNA, 1767 nt
Organism: Parus major (Great Tit)
Lineage: Eukaryota; Metazoa; Chordata; Aves; Passeriformes; Paridae
Product: zinc finger protein 345-like
Exons: 3
Source: RefSeq, a predicted model, not a curated record
GGGGAGAAGCCGUACGAGUGUGAGAAAUGCGGGAAGAGCUUUCGGCUCGCGUCCCUUCUCUUCAAGCAUUUUCGGAGCCACUGGGAGGAGCGGCCGUUCCUCUGCCCCCAGUGCGGGAAGGGAUUCAAGCGCAAGUGCACCCUCAGCAUCCACCUGCGCUUCCACGGCGAGGAGAGACCCCACGGCUGCGAGAAAUGCGGGAAGAGCUUUCACACCCGCACCACGCUCCGGCAGCACCUGCAGGUGCACAGCGGGGAGAGGCCCCACCGCUGCGCCCAGUGCGGGAAGGGAUUCGCUCGGAAAUGCUCCCUGGUGAAGCACCGGAGGAUCCACAGCGGGGAGAAACCCUACGAGUGUCCCCAGUGCGGGAAGGGAUUCGCGCAGAGCUCCAACAUGAGCCGGCACCGGCGGAGCCACGAGGGAGGGGAGAGCUGCGUCCCCCGUGGUGAUUCCCGGCAGCGGCCGGACCGGGACCGGACACCGGGAACACCCGGACCGGACACCGGGACCACCGGGAACACCCGGACCGGACACCGGGACCACCGGGACAACCCGGACCGGACACCGGGGCCACCCGGACCGGACACCGGGACCACCGGGACCGGACACCGGGACCACCGGGACCACCCGGACCGGACAGCGGGACCACCCGGACCGGACACCGGGACCACCCGGACCGGACACCGGGACCACCCGGACCGGACACCGGGACCACCCGGACCGGACACCGGGACCAGAGGAGGAAGAGGAGGAGCAGCCGCUCCACGCGGUUCCCCCGCCGGGGAGCGGGACGGGAGCGCUCGCCCCGAGCCCAGCGCGGGGGGUUCGGGAGCGGUUUCUUUUCGGGCCGGGGGAAGUUCGGGGCUCGCAGGAGCCAAAAGCCGAGCCGGGAGCGGCCCCGGGGGGAUCCCGGGGGGGAUCUCGGGGGGAUCUCCUGCCCCUUCCCUCCGGCACGGAGACAAAUCCCAUCCUCUGCUCGUCCCUCCUGCGCCGCUCAAGGAGGUGAAGACGGAGCCCGAGGAGGACAAACCCCCGCGGCAGAACCUUCUGGAAGAGCCCGCUGGGAGCGGCUCCACAGCCCAGGGAUGCGGCGGGGAGGAGGAGAAGGCUCGGAGGUCCCGGCCGAGGAGCGGCCGCGAUUCCCGGGGGUCCCGGGGGGAAGGAGGCAGCCCGGGCCGGGGACGGAGCUCGGAGAAGCCCCACAAGUGCUCGGAAUGCGGGAAGAGCUUCAGCAAGAGAUCCCUGCUGAGCUGCCACCGCAGAAUCCACACCGGGGAGAGACCCCACGAGUGCGGGGAGUGCGGGAAGAGCUUCAGGACGAGCUCAGGGCUGAGCGAGCACCGCAGGAUCCACACGGGGGAGAGACCCCACGAGUGCGAGAAAUGCUCCAAGAGGUUCCAAACCCGCUCCUCGCUCCUCCUGCACCAGAGGAUCCACACGGGGGAGAGACCCUUCCCCUGCCCCGAGUGCGGGAAGAGCUUCAAGCGGAAUUUCCACCUGACCGUGCACCGGCGGAUCCACAGCGGGGAGAGACCCUUCGGGUGCCAUCAGUGCCCCAAGAGCUUCCACACCAGCUCCUCGCUCCUCGUGCACCUCCGCACCCACACGGACGAGAGGCCCUUCCGCUGCUCCCAGUGCCACUGGGGCUUCAACCAGAAAUCCGCCCUGGUCACUCACCUGAGGAUCCACAGCGGGGAGAAACCCUUCGCGUGUCCCCAGUGCGGGAAGAGGUUCAGGACGAGCUAUGAGGUGACCACGCACCGGAAA